Molecule: messenger RNA, 2223 nt
Organism: Drosophila ananassae
Lineage: Eukaryota; Metazoa; Arthropoda; Insecta; Diptera; Drosophilidae
Gene: NUCB1
Product: nucleobindin-2
Exons: 2
Coding region: 143-1915 (590 amino acids)
Cellular component (GO): extracellular exosome; endoplasmic reticulum-Golgi intermediate compartment
Molecular function (GO): calcium ion binding
Source: RefSeq, a predicted model, not a curated record
AUCGAUAAAUUUAUAUUUUCAAUAGUAUCAACAACUCUAUCUCCGACACGUCAGAAUAUUUCAGAAUUUAGUUAAUUAUUUGCACAGCUGUCGGAUUUAGAUAAAACUUAAAGUACACUCCAAAAGAAACACACAACCAGUCAUGGUGCAGAACGUGGCCCUGCUGGGCCUGACUUUGAUUACAACAUCUGUGUUGAUUUCCAUAUCCGUGGUCUCUGCGCUGCCCGUGACUCAAAAUAAAAAGGCUGACAAGGAGGCUGAAUCCAGCACCCCGGCCCCCGCUGACGUGGAGACAUCUCUUGAGUAUGAACGCUACCUACGAGAAGUGGUGGAGGCCCUGGAGGCAGAUCCCGAAUUCCGCAAAAAGUUGGACAAGGCCCCUGAGGCGGACAUAAGGAGCGGAAAGAUUGCUCAGGAACUGGACUAUGUGAACCAUCAUGUACGCACCAAGCUGGACGAGAUCAAACGCCGCGAACUUGAGCGUCUCCGGGAACUGGCUAACAAGGCCUUUGAGCUGUCCAACGACAUUGACCGAAAGCACCUCAAAGUGCCCCUGCAUUUGGACCACGAAAACGAGCACACCUUCGAGAUUGAGGAUUUGCGCAAGCUGAUCCAAAAGACCUCCGAUGACCUCGCUGAGGCAGAUCGCAAGCGGCGUGGCGAGUUCAAGGAGUACGAAAUGCAAAAAGAGUUUGAGCGCGAGGCACAGAAAAAGGAAAUGGACGAGGAGUCGCGCAAGAAGUUUGAAGCUGAGGUCCAGGCUAAGGAGCAGAAACACAAGGACCACGAGAAACUCCACCAUCCUGGCAAUAAGGCCCAGCUCGAGGAGGUGUGGGAAAAGCAGGACCACAUGGACAAGAACGAUUUCAAUCCCAAGACCUUCUUCUCCAUCCACGAUGUUGAUAGCAAUGGCUACUGGGACGAGGCGGAGGUAAAGGCCUUAUUUGUCAAGGAGCUGGACAAGGUCUACCAGAGUGAUCUUCCCGAGGACGAUAUGCGGGAGCGGGCCGAAGAGAUGGAACGCAUGCGGGAGCACUACUUCCAGGAAACUGAUACGAACCACGAUGGUCUCAUCAGCAUCGAAGAAUUUAUGGCCCAGACCACCAAGGAGGAAUUCCAGAAGGACCCUGAGUGGGAGACUAUCGAUCAGCAGCCACAGUAUACUCACGAGGAAUAUUUAGAGUAUGAACGUCGGCGGCAGGAGGAGGUACAGCGUUUGAUUGCCCAGGGUCAGUUGCCGCCGCAUCCAAACAUGCCGCAGGGCUACUAUGCAGCACCACACCCUGAUGGCGUAGCCUAUCAGCAGGUUCCACAGCCAGGUGGCCAGCUUCAUUACCAACAGCCCGAUCAGGUGCACCAUCAGCAGCAGCAACAAUAUGCUCAACAACAGCAGCAGUAUCAGCAGCAAUAUGGACAGCAACCCGUGCAACUACAUCCCAAUCAGGUGUACCAGCAUGCUGGCCAGAUUCCUCAGCAGCAGCAGCAACAGCCCAUCUAUCAGCAGCAGCAACAUCAGGCAAACUACCAGCAACAACAGCAGCCCAUCUACCAGCAACAGCAGCAGCAGCAGCAACCAAUUUAUCAACAGCAACAGCCCGCCUAUCAGCAACCCAUACAACAGCAACAACCUGUGCAGCAGCAGCAACAACCUGUGCAACAGCAGCAACAGCCUGUGCAGCAGCAGCAGCCACAGCAAACUGUGCAACAGCAGCAGCCACAGCAAACUGUGCAACAGCAACAGGAACCUGUGCAACAGCAGCAACAACCUGUGCAACAGCAAACAGUACAACAGCAGCAACAUCCACAAGAUUCCAAUCAUAGUCCUCCAAUCACUCAAAAUCAACAGGUUCCAAUACAACAACAACAAAAGGACCAGAUAAGCCAACCAGCGCAACAACAACAACAGAAACACUAAACAUUCCGUACUGAGGCAUUUGCAUUUCGAAAUGUUAGCGAUACGUUUUGAAAAUUGUAGUUAUGAGAACACAAUGUGAUUGGACUGAAAUAGCGAGCAUUAAACCAUUUAUCUCAAUAUAAUUACAUUUAUUUUUCAUUGGCAAUGAUACUAUUAAUUGAAAAACAUAUACCGCAAAAGUAUACUUUUUUCUAUUUCUAUAAUCUCGUUCUCAUUUCUGCAAUAUUAAAUAGGCGCAACUUUUUUUAACGAAUUUUUUGUACAUAUGAGUUUUGUAGCAACCGAUAAUUAAAAGCAUUUCCACGAGA